Molecule: messenger RNA, 849 nt
Organism: Choloepus didactylus (southern two-toed sloth)
Lineage: Eukaryota; Metazoa; Chordata; Mammalia; Pilosa; Megalonychidae
Product: anthrax toxin receptor-like
Exons: 7
Coding region: 152-727 (191 amino acids)
Source: RefSeq, a predicted model, not a curated record
AGUGACCGUGGCCCUUCCACAGGGAAAGAACCAGAGUCCUGCCCCCGUCCGCAGCACCAGAAGACUCCGUAGCACCAGAGCACCCCCUACCACCAAGACCUCACCAAAGACCCCCGCAACAGACCCACUCGAGCCUUACCCUGAAACGACCAUGGAGACGACUACCACCAUGGCUCCCAUGGUGAUUGUGACCAAAUUGUCCAACAAAUACACCCAGAUUUACUUGGUCGCCGCCAUGGUCAUGCUGUUGGCCAUGCUGCUGAUGCCGUUCAUCACCUGUUACGAGUCCAGACUGAUCAGGUUCCCAUCCUGCCUGCAGAUGCUGAGGAUCAGGUUCCCAUCCUGCCUGCAGAUGCUGAGGCUCAAAAAGCCAUCACCACCACCACCACCACCGCCUAAGGAGAAAGUGCGCGGGCCGCAGUGUCCCAUCAUGAUUUUCCCUUGCUGUGGAUGCUCCAGAAAUAGCUGCUCAAGGCACACGGAGGGCGAGCAGGACCACCUGUGGUUUCUUAUUAAUCAAGAUUGUGAACCAGUGCAAACGAUGAAGCCCUCGUCCGAGAUGGGGAGGUGCCUCUCCACUCCAGCAGAGAUCCCAGGCAUGCCGAUGGUCUGUCCUUCCCCAUCUGCCCACAGUGUUGCCGCUCUCUGCCCUCCUACUCCCAGCCCUCCAGGAUGCUGCCACUCAUCCCUCCCAGCUCCUGGGCACUCCCUGCUUGCCCUUUGGUAGCCCUACCCCCAAAGCCCAAAAGCUGAAGUGCCAAGCAGUUAAGAUGGUUAAGCUUGCUGAGCUGGACCCACAGUUUACAGUCAAUGGUGCUGGCAUUUAUGCUGAUUAUUAAAAGAGUUCAU